Messenger RNA from Anisakis simplex (herring worm), 918 nucleotides. Lineage: Eukaryota; Metazoa; Nematoda; Chromadorea; Rhabditida; Anisakidae. The record is from the annotation of a GenBank genome assembly.
AUGGGAAAGUUGUGUCGACGGAUUUUGCACGGUGAAGAGAUAGCACGGAAACGAAUGCAACGCAAUUGGACGUUAGUCUCAUACGGUAGCGUAUGCAAGUAUAAACGCUGUGAUGCUAAUGAAGAUGGAACUGUAUUGUGGGAAACGCAGCUGAAAGCACCUGUUUUUGCGUCACCUUUGAUGGUGGAUGAUGGCAAUGUAGAAAAAUUGUUGAUUGUCGACGUAAAAGGGAAUAUCUAUUCGUAUGAACCAUUCACGGCAAUGAAGAUCGAUCAGAUCGCAACUGAAGAAGGCGUUUUCGCUGCGCCUGUGAUGCUCAGCAAGCAAAUCGGUGUUGUUGUAACACAAAACAGUUCAGUGAUCAUCAUUCAUGUGCAGUCAUUAGCCGUCUUAGUUCAUCUCAAAAUUGGUUCAUCUCCAUUCGUACGAUCGCCUUUUAUUGACACGAGUAUUGACACGCUAUUCUUAUUGAAUACCACUGGACAACUAUUUGAGCUCAAGUUUAAUGAGAUUAACUUCACAUCUCCGCAUUCAACGAACACAGCUGAGAGUUUGCGAUCCAAAGAUGAUCAUGAACUGAUUCAAAGGGUGAAUCCAGCUCAUCGGGUCGAGAUCAGACGGCAAACGGAUUCAUCUGUUCGGCAUCUGAACAGCAAAUCAUCUUUAGCAAACAGCAUAGAAUUGUCGUCUUCACAUGCAUCUGACUCAUCUAACACCAUUAAUCAGUCGGAAGCAAAUGUGAACAAAUUGAUUCGAAGUGUUGAUUUGAUACUUUCACAGAACACAGAAACGUUCGGUGGUGUGCUGAUAAUGCAGGAGAAAUUUUGUGAUCAAGCACAGUGCAUUGUCUACAGGGCUUUGAUUGGAAGCCGUAAUGAUCGUUUGGGUUGUUUUAUUUUUACGAGAAAAGUGGUUUGA